This is a messenger RNA of Trichoderma atroviride IMI 206040, 5159 nucleotides long. The record is from RefSeq and is a predicted model, not a curated record. NCBI's taxonomy places the organism in Eukaryota, Fungi, Ascomycota, Sordariomycetes, Hypocreales, Hypocreaceae.
AGCGUAGACCCUACUAGGGGCUUUCCUGUUUCGUAGAAAGUCCAGCACCCGCGGGGUACUAACGGCUCGCCUGGAAAUGCUUAGCCGAGCCAGGUACUGCCCAUGUACCCCGCCGCUCCGAAUUGCCGGACCGUAUGCCAAAUUUUUUUCUUUUUCUGCCGGAGCCGAUUCCUUUGGUGCGUGACCUGACUCUUUUCAACCCAAUUCUUCAAGACGUCCCAGUCAUUUCCGACCAAUAUUUAAAUGACUGGUCUCUUUCUUUGUUCUAGAAUAUCUCGUCGUUAAUCGUCCCGCUUUCUUCAUCCCCCUCGCGUACGACAAUGGCGGCCGAAGCACAAGUAGCUGCGAAUCCUCCAGGUAAAGAGGCCCCAAGUAUACAGGCUUUGUCGACAAUCCGGCUGACCACACUGGUGCAUCCCUGUAGCUGAUGCUGUCGAUGACAACGCCAUGUCUACUCCCGAGAAAGCUGUGGUUGAAGGGGAGGCGGAGGCGGAGGCAGAGGUUGAUCCUGCGGCCGAAGGUAUUUGCUCUGUGCCGCCAAUUGCAGCCUCAAGGUCUAACAGCGUUGUGCUUGAUAUAGCUAUUAUAAACCUCACAAUCGUCCUUCCCGAUCCCGAGGCUGAGCGGAUGCAAAUUAUGGUAUCAACCCAAGAGCAGGUCCACGAGAUCCGACAGUCCAUCAUCGACUCUCCUGCGGCAUUCCAGUACACAUGCUUCCACCUCGAGUUCCAGGGCCAAAAAGUCAAUGACUUUAUUCCCUUGGCCGAGAUCCCGGACCUUGGCACCGAGCCGGAAUUUCACCUGGUACCGGACCCAUACACCGAGAAGGAGGCUCGCAUCCAUCUGGUGAGGAUUCGAGAGCUCAUUGGCGCCGCUGGCAACCGCUCCGAUGCCUCGCAGGGUAUCCUCCCCGGCCUGUCGCUCUAUGAGUCUGUGACCAAGAAGCUGUCGACCGAGGCCGAGGGCAGUGAGGAGCAGUCUCUCACCAAGGACUAUGACUUCCAGGCCAUUCCUUCAAUCACCAGCCUCAUCCCCGAGCCCAUUGACCCGGCGCCCAAGACGGUCAAGAUGGUGGCUCUCUCAUCGUGGAACCCCCCACCAUGCCAUCUGCAGCAGCGGGGUCAUUUGCUCUACAUUGUUGUCACCACCAACGAAGGCGAACAGUACCAAGUCACUGCGCACGUGUCUGGCUUUUUCGUCAACAAAUCCUCCAACGCCAAAUUCGACCCCUUCCCGCGCCCCGCGCCCAAGGGCCAAUCCGCUCACUCUCUUUUGAAGCUGAUCGAAUUGCUGUCGCCUUCCUUUUCCGACAUUUUCAAGAACCUCCAGGAGUACAACAGCCAGCGAGACCCCCUGGCCACCUUCCAGAUCACCAACGCUAUCCCCAACUCGCCUUGGGCUGUGCCAUCUCCCAGCUCGGCUCUUUGCACACACUCUCCCGAUGUCACGAGACCCCAGGAAACAUAUCUGCUCGCUGGUGUCGACAAUACCGACACCUUGCGCGACUGGAAUGAAGAAUUUCAAUCCGCAAAGGAGCUUCCCAAGGAGACCGUCCAGGACCGAGUGUUUCGCGAGCGCCUGACGUCCAAGCUUUUCGCGGACUACAACGACGCUGCCGUAAAGGGCGCCGUACUGAUUGCGCACGGAGACAUUGCGCCGCUGAAUCCUACAGAGACUAAGGAUGCGCAGAUUUUCGUCUACAACAACAUCUUCUACUCUUUUGGAGCCGAUGGCGUCGGCACCUUUACCUCGGAAGGCGGCGAUGAGGCUGCACGUGUCGCUACAGGAAAGGAUGUAGCUGGUGUGCAGAUGGUGAACCAGCUGGAUAUUGACGGCCUGUUCACCCCGGCCACCGUCGUCGUUGACUACCUCGGAAAGCGAAUUGUCGGCCAGAGCAUUGUUCCUGGCAUCUUCAAGCAGCGUGAGCCCGGCGAGCACCAAAUUGAUUACGGUGCGGUGGACGGAAAAGAUGUUGUUGCCAUCAAUGACCAAUUCACCACUCCUUUCGCCCAACUCUCCAAGGCCCUCAAGGUUAAGCAGCACCCUGUCUGGGACAAGGACGGCAAGCGAUUCGAUCUUGAGGCGAGCGUGGAAACCAAGGGAUUGGUGGGUACGGAUGGUCGUAAAUAUGUUCUCGACCUUUACCGAAUCACACCUUUCGACAUUGCUUGGCGAGAGGAGACUUCCACCGCGGAAGGUCAGACAGAACCCUCAGAGUAUCCUCACCGUAUGACGGUCCUGCGACCUGAAUUGGUGGACUCAUUUGGCCGCUACCGCAUGAAGCAGUGGCUCGAUACCGAAUUGGCUCGUCGUGUUAAGCCCAAGGCAGAAGACGCUCCAGCUGAAGCUGCGGGUGAAGCCAAGGAAGAGGCCAAGGAGGAGGCCAAGGAGGAGACCAAGGAGGAGACCAAGGAGGAGACCAAGGAGGAGGCUAAGGAUGAUGAGGCCAAGGAAGAAAAGGACGAGGCUGCAAAGACAGAUUCCAAUGAGGCCGAACAGAACCAGCCCAACCUGGCGGAUUUCAAAUUCGGACUCAACCCCGACGCUUUCAGCGGCCAGGUUCCUCGCACUGAGGAAGAGAAGGCUGAGCUCGAGGCCGACGAGCAAGAAGUUAGGGCGGCAGGAGAAUACCUUCGGGACCGCGUCAUUCCCGAAUUCUUGCGCGAGCUCACUGAUUCCGACAUCAGCUUCCCUAUGGAUGGCCAGUCGCUUGGCCGUAUCCUGCACAAGCGAGGUAUCAACAUUAGAUAUCUUGGAAAGAUUACGUCGCUUGCAGUCAACGACAGACUCCGCUGCCUGCGCGAAAUCUGUAUCCAGGACAUGGUUUCUCGUGCCUUUAAGCACGUUUUUGCCAUCUAUUUGCGCUCACUUCCCGUUGUUUUGGCGCCGUCUUGCACGUCUCACCUCCUGAACUGCCUGCUCGGCCAUCAGCUUAACGCCAAGCCUGUCGCAGACAUUGACCAGACAUUCCGCGAACUAUACCCCGAGGCUGAUUUCUCGUUCGAGACGGUGACACCUGAGUCACUUCGGGAACAGAUUGAACAGCAGGUUUCCAACCGCUUCCGCUACGAACUGGGUGCCAACUGGUUCAACCAGCUCCGUCCCGUACAGCUGCUUCGUGAUAUCUGCAUCAGAGCAGGUGUCCAGGUUCUAGCAAAGGACUACGUAUUCGACAACGCCGCUGCCGGAGCCGCUGUUAGCCCUGCCCAGCCAGAGCAAGCCAACGGCGAGACCAAGGCCGAGCCCAAGAUCGAGGCCAAGAGCAGCAAGAAGAAGAAGAAGAAGACCAGAGAGAGCUCACCUACGGCCGCUACAGCCCCUGAAAUCGUCUCUACUUUCACUCCUGAUGAUAUUCAGAAGGUGGUGCCGGUUGUGAAGCACUCUUGCCCUCGAAGCUCGCUCGCCGAGGAGGCCCUCGAGGCCGGACGCAUCUCCAUCCUUCAGAACCAGAAGAAGCUUGGACAGGAGCUGUUGCUAGAGUCAUUGUCGCUCCAUGAGCAGAUUUACGGUAUUCUCCACCCCGAAGUUGCGCGAGUCUACAACAGCCUGUCCAUGCUGUACUAUCAACUCGACGAUAAGGAGGUCGCUGUUGAGUUGGCCAGGAAAGCCAUCAUUGUUUCGGAGCGCACUGGCGGCGUGGACUCUGCCGAGACGCUUCUCAACUACCUGAACCUCAGUCUCUUCUUGCACCAGGUCGGAGACAGCAAAUCGGCGCUGGCCUAUUCCAUCCAUGCGCUGAAGCUGUGGAAGAUCAUUUACGGACCUGGCCACCCAGACUCAAUCACCACGAUCAACAACGCGGCCGUGAUGCUGCAGGGUGUCAAGGCUUACCACGAGUCUCGGCUGUGGUUUGAAGAGUCACUGCGUGUGUGUGACUCCGUCUUCACCAGGCAGUCCAUCAACUCAGCCACUCUGCUGUUCCAGUUGGCCCAAGCCCUCGCGCUUGACCACGACUCAAAGGCGGCUGUCAACCGGAUGCGUGAAUCCUACAACAUCUUCCUCGCCGAACUGGGCCCAGAGGAUAAGAACACCAAGGAGGCCGAAAGCUGGCUGGAACAACUGACUCAGAACGCCGUGUCGAUUGCUAAGCACGCCAAGGACGUACAGGCCAGACGUAUUCGUUCCGGACUCCGAUUCCCAGCGCAGACAGCGCAGGCCGUGGGCGCGGCACCGCAGCGAGGAGCCACCCAGAUGGAUUCUCGCAGCAUUGACGAACUCAUGAAAUUCAUCGAGGGCGCAGACUCAUCCAAGAGCUCUAAGAAGCGACCUGGACGCGGAAACCCCAAGCGACGAGGAGCGACCAAAUAAAUAAAACAGAAAUAAAAGAAAAAGCCUAUGAGCAUACCACUUUGCAGUAGCAGGCAUGAUUUUACCGCUGAUUCUCGAAUAUUGAUCAUGUAUGAACGAGAGAUGGCAUAAGUUUCAUGAACGGGUAUGGGAAAAGGGGAGGUUCGUUUUGUUAAGGACACAAGGAUGGCGGCUUAGUGGAAAAAAUUCCUUGCAUGUGCUGUUCAUGAAUGUAUUAUAUAGUGUACAGGAGCAUUCAAAAAAGAAGGAGGAAAAGCAAAAAAGGAUUAUAUGUAUAUCUAACGUACCAUAUAUAGGAAGGCGGGCUUCUUCUGGCAUGACAUUUAGAAGCAGACCCCUGGAAAAAGAUAACCUCACUCAUCACCGACACAUGAAAAACAAUCCAUCUCUCCGUAGAAGUGGCUGCCAAAUAGUAACUGCAUAAUGUGUAAAUCAAAUCGUCUGGCAUACAAGGUAUGUGCUCUUAAACAAUACUGUCUCUUUUCUUUUCUUUUCUGUUUUCUUUCUCUUCUGUUGAAAUACAAAACUAGACGUAACAGGCAUUUCUGCUCAGCAGACACAUAAAACUCAAAUUCAUACAAUAGGUAGCCACCUUUCGUUAACCAGGUAUCACACUCCUUCCUUACCAACCCAUAAAACACCGGGGGAAAAACAAAAAGAAAAAAUCAGGCCGUUGAGGCCAAAGUGUCCCGUCCUCAUAUAGGUAUUGCCCCCAACUCGUACGCCUCCCUUCCCCAGCUUUCCGUUUUUACCCUUUAACCAUUCCAUAUAAAAGUACAGACGAAGAUAAAGAUAGGGAAAAAAAAUCACACACACACUCAAAAACACACAAAAAAAAAAAAAAAAAAAAA